AUGUCCACCUCCAACAACUCUGUUCCUCUCCCCGAGAUGGCCUCCAUCCCACAAAAGCCAACCAUGCCCGGGACCUUUCCCGCUGACAUUAAUCUCGAAUCCCCCAAGGAGGACGCAACCGCCACCAUGACGCAGGAUAUGGACAAGGUUGCCAUCUCCGUCACUUCUCCCGAAAACAAGCUUUCCAAGAAAUGGACAACCACUACCCUGGCGAUCGAUCCCAAGCCAAAGCCAGAGUACCGUGGUCCCGUGGGCACUCAGACCCGUCCUUUUGACUCCUAUGUUGAACACACCUUUCUCAAAAAGCCCAUGGUGUCCAUGAUAUGUGUGGAAUGGUGUGACCAUUACCACCCAGAGUCGAAGGAGCUCUGUCUGCAGAAGCUGGUGCAGUUGUUUCAGCGCCUGCGCAACCGCAAUCCUACCUGGAAGCCCAUUUAUGGGUAUACUCGUCCUUAUGAUGGGUCACUACAGCUGUAUAGUGAUUGCGAGCCGGUGCAGGGGGAUGAGCUUGCAGAUGGGAUGAUUCGUGUCUUGCAGUACCAGUACCAUGGGCAGAAGUCUUUCAAGGAUUAUGAGACGGGGGAUUCGUGUUUAGUAGGUCAAUGGCAGAGUGUUAUCCCGAGCAAUAAACUUGCUCAGGAGGAUCUCGAUAUUAUCAAUUAUGAUGAUGGGAAACUUCAGCCUCUAACGGAGGAUGAUGAGGAGAAGAGGGUUGAGAAGAAGAAUGAGGAGGAGGAGAAGGAGGAGUGA
Messenger RNA from Aspergillus sclerotioniger CBS 115572, 750 nucleotides. RefSeq lists its product as uncharacterized. NCBI's taxonomy places the organism in Eukaryota, Fungi, Ascomycota, Eurotiomycetes, Eurotiales, Aspergillaceae. The coding region runs from base 1 to 750 and encodes 249 amino acids. The transcript has a single exon. The record is from RefSeq and is a predicted model, not a curated record.